This is a messenger RNA of Pseudocercospora fijiensis CIRAD86, 924 nucleotides long. RefSeq lists its product as uncharacterized. Lineage: Eukaryota; Fungi; Ascomycota; Dothideomycetes; Mycosphaerellales; Mycosphaerellaceae. The transcript has 2 exons. The record is from RefSeq and is a predicted model, not a curated record. Bases 1 to 924 code for a protein of 307 amino acids.
AUGAUCAAGCGUGAGCCUGCCGUGUUGAAGAAGGACGAGAGCGAAAUCGCCAUCAACUACUCCAUGUUCCAGAAGCUUUGCAGCCAUCCAGAGAAGGUCCGCGCAUACCUCGAUUCCUCUGGUGCCCUCUCCAAAAGAUUCACAGCUCUGAGGAAGGAGGCUCGUACGUCCAAGCUUGAGUGGACUCGCGACCCGUACGGACCAGGCUACAUCAUGUGUAUGCUUGGGGCCUGUGCCAUGACUCUUGGCGCGCGACUUUCUGUGCUUGAUCUCGAAGGCAUGAGGAAGUACUACAAGAAUUGCGGACUCAUGCGUGACGCCGUCAAUGGCAGUCCAUGGGACUUCGGCAGCAUUGGUCGUGACGAAAACAUGGCGCGUGGUGGUGCUGCCAAGGAGGACCUCAUCUAUCCAGGCUGCGGCAUGACGAACAUCUGGGCUCCAGAUCACGGUCGCCAGCAGGAUGAGCUCAAAUUCACGCGGAGUCAUGUCAUGAAGGCAAUUGCCGUCAAUAAGCCGAACGCCGAUGAUCUCGCUCAGACUUUGGCCAGUCUCUUCUUCGACCCUUACGCCAGCCCUGUCACCACUAUCUCAGCGACGAAAGCCGACUCUCGCCCACAGGAUUUCAUCGACCUGGCUAGGGAGAUGCUUGAGGGCUACAAGAAAGUUAACAGCAAGCCGCCAAAGAGCAACAAGGAUGAGUGUGCUGUGUGUGAAGCUGGCGAGUAUAAGGAUGGCAAGCCACUCAUGACUUGCAGCAAGUGCAAGAGGAGCUUCUACUGCUCCAAGGAGUGCCAGAAGAAAGAUUGGAAGAAGCACAAGAUCAGCUGUUCGCUCUUCGGUCCCACGGAAGGCAACUCGCACACGACGCUGAAUGGGAUCGCAUCGUUGGAGGCUUUCAAGAGCCUGAACUCAGACAAGAAGUGA